This is a messenger RNA of Moneuplotes crassus, 758 nucleotides long. The record is from the annotation of a GenBank genome assembly. NCBI's taxonomy places the organism in Eukaryota, Ciliophora, Spirotrichea, Euplotida, Euplotidae.
AUGGAAUCAGAGAUCGAAGCUCAAGACUUCCUCCUUGAACAACACAUUACCUCCUGCCUCACCCUCCACCACACAACCCUCUCCCUUCUCGAAGACCUGACCCACUCCACCCUCCACAAGCACACUCCCUCUUCAGACUCCGACUCCCUCACGCUCUAACCUCCACCUCCUUAUCCAAGGCCAUCUGCAAAACUCUCAGAAAAAGACUACAGGUAAUGGGAACAGGAAGAGAUCUGAGAUUGGAAGUGGAUGGGAAUGAGAAGGAAUUUGAAUGGGUGGUCAAGGGGGUUAGUGGGGUUUUGGGGGAUUUGGAAGUGGGGUUUGGAGGGAGGAGAGUGCGGAGAAGGUGGGUUUUGGGGGUUGUGAGGGUGGUAGGGGGAGUGACAGGGCUUGUGGUGGUUGAGAAAGCUGUAUUAGGGAUGAAGGAGGUUUUGGAGAUUUUGGUUUCGUGUGUGUAUGCUAGUGGUGUGGUUUUUUUGAAUUGAAAAAUUUGUUCAGGAGGGGUGAAGAUGCCUUUAAGGAGAGAAUCUAAUAUGAGAAGUCUAGAGUUUUGUAAUUGUUCAUUUUUACAGAAUGGUUAUUCUCCAGAUUUACUUUCUUCUCAUAUAUGUCUUCUUCAAAGUAUCUUAGUAACAACUUGGCUCAAGAAGUUAAAGAAAAUCAAAUUUGCUAGCUGAGAGCUUCCAGGAGAACUAAGUUCUGAUCUGUUAAAUAAAAUUUAUCAAAGAGGUAUUUGAUUUCGCAAUUUUAGAAGAUAA